Molecule: messenger RNA, 6608 nt
Organism: Caretta caretta (loggerhead turtle)
Lineage: Eukaryota; Metazoa; Chordata; Testudines; Cheloniidae
Gene: ECE1
Product: endothelin converting enzyme 1
Biological process (GO): peptide hormone processing
Cellular component (GO): plasma membrane
Molecular function (GO): metalloendopeptidase activity
Source: RefSeq, a predicted model, not a curated record
CGUUCUUAUCCCAUGACAACUUAUUUUGCAUAAGAACCUUUGGUGAGGGAACUCCACUUGUCAAAGGCUUUCUGAAAGCCCAAGCACACUCUAGCCACUGGAUCCACUUUAAAGUCCACUUUACAGUAUGAUUGUUCAGACAGCUGGAAAGUGCAUAUUGUUUACUUCGCACCCUGGAGAAUGAGAUCCUGCCAGGUGCUGAAGGCUCUGAGCUCUGUACUGGGUUCUCACAGACACAGCUCCUGUGUAACAUGCACAGAACCAUCCAAAAGGGAAGAACAUUUACAAACAAGUGCAAUCUCGACAGCCCAACCCCCAGCAUCCUCUCUCUGCUUCAGAGGAUAUCAGGCAAUCAUUAGCAGAGGAAGUGAUUCAGUGAAAGGGAACCUCUCGUGCGUACGCUCUCACGCAGCUGCACCUUGACAGUGUGUGGGCUGGGCUCUGUUAACACAAGCUUCAGCAGGGGCUCGCAUAUACAAGCUGCACAGUCCUCUGAGGUCUGGUGCUUCCCCCAGUAUUCGACGAGAGUUCUUUUAAAGAGUCUCCUGGGACUCUUUUCCAUCUAAAAGAAUCAUCCCAGGCCGUUGCCGCUGCCACCAGGCUGAAUUGGCAAGAGAUGUCCACCUACAAGCGGGCGACGCUGGAUGAGGAAGAUCUGAUGGACUCAAUCGGGGAAGGGGAAGUUUACCCUAAUGGAAUCCAGGUAAAUUUCCGUGGCUCUGGGAACAGCAGGAGUUGCUGGACAGAACGCACUCACAUUGAGAAGCGUCUCCUGGUCCUGAUCGUGGUUCUAGCACUCAGCCUCUUGGCCUGUGUCUUAGCCCUGGGAUUCCAGUACAGAGAUAGGCCGUCCAAGUCAUGUCUGACGGAAGCCUGCAUCUCCGUGACCAGCUCCAUCCUGAGCUCUUUGGACCGGACAGUGAGCCCCUGCGAGGAUUUCUUCAAAUAUGCCUGUGGUGGGUGGAUGAAGGGAAACCCCGUGCCCGAUGGCCACUCGCGCUGGGGCACCUUCAACAACCUCUGGGAGCACAACCAGGCCAUCAUGAAGCACCUUCUAGAAAACACCACAUCAAACAUGUCCAGCGAGGCCGAGCGCAAGGCCCAGCGCUAUUACCAGUCCUGCAUGAACGAGACCAAGAUCGAGGAGCUGAAGGCCAAACCACUGAUGGAGCUGAUUGAGAAGCUUGGUGGCUGGAAUAUCACGGGCCCCUGGGACAAAGAUAACUUCAACGAGACCCUGCAGGAGGUCACGGCACACUACCACACCUCACCCUUCUUCUCCAUCUACGUGAGUGCUGACUCCAAGAACUCCAACAGCAACGUCAUCCAGGUAGACCAGUCAGGACUCGGGUUACCUUCCAGAGAUUAUUACCUGAACAAAACGGAGAACGAGAAGGUACUUACUGGGUACCUGAAUUACAUGGUGCAGCUGGGCAUGCUCCUGGGAGGGGCAGAUGAGGAGGCCACCCGGCAGCAGAUGCAGCAGAUCUUGGACUUUGAGACAGCACUAGCCAACAUCACCAUCCCUCAGGAGAAGCGUAGGGAUGAGGAAGUGAUCUACCACAGAGUGACAGCCGGAGAGCUCAAGAACCUGGCGCCAGCUAUCAAUUGGAUGCCUUUCCUCACCACUGUGUUCUACCCGGUGGAACUCAAUGAAUCCGAGCCAGUGGUGGUCUAUGCCAAAGAGUACUUGGAGCAGGUCUCCAGCCUCAUCCAAGCCACGGACAGAUGCCUUCUGAACAGCUACAUGAUCUGGAACCUGGUGAGAAAAACCAGCUCCUUCCUGGACCAGCGUUUCCAGGAUGCAGAGGAGAAGUUCAUGGAAGUCAUGUAUGGGACCAAGAAGACCUGUCUGCCACGCUGGAAGUUCUGCGUCAGCGACACAGACAACAGCCUGGGCUUUGCGCUGGGAGCCAUGUUUGUUAAAGCCACGUUUGCAGAGGACAGCAAGAAAAUAGCCGAGGAAAUGAUUACAGAGAUUAAAACUGCCUUUGAGGAAAGCCUGGCUACUCUGCAGUGGAUGGAUGAAGAGACGAGGAAAUCUGCCAAGGAGAAGGCAGAUGCAAUCUAUGACAUGAUUGGCUACCCCAAGUUUAUCCUGGAUCCCAAGGAGCUGGACAAGGUGUUCCAUGAUUAUGAAGCUGUCUCCAGUCUCUACUUCGAGAACGUCAUGCAAUUUUAUAACUUCUCUGCCCAAGUGGCCGCUGACCAACUACGGAAACCUCCAAAUCGGGACCAGUGGAGUAUGACCCCUCCAACAGUGAACGCCUACUACUCCCCCACCAAGAAUGAGAUUGUGUUCCCAGCCGGGAUCCUGCAGGCUCCUUUCUACACCCGCACCUCCCCCAAGGCACUGAACUUUGGUGGCAUUGGCGUCGUUGUGGGCCACGAGCUGACUCAUGCCUUUGAUGACCAAGGGCGGGAGUAUGAUAAAGAUGGAAAUCUGCGGCCUUGGUGGAAGAACUCCUCUGUGGAGGCCUUCAAGCAGCAGACUGAGUGCAUGGUGGAACAGUACAGCAGCUACACUGUGAACGGCGAGGCAGUGAAUGGCAAACACACGCUGGGAGAGAACAUUGCUGACAAUGGGGGCCUCAAAGCUGCGUAUCGGGCUUAUCAAAAUUGGGUGAAGAAGAAUGGGAAUGAGGAGGCUUUGCCAACACUUGGCCUCUCCAACAACCAGCUCUUCUUUGUGGGAUUCGCCCAGGUCUGGUGUUCGGUUCGCACCCCGGAGAGCUCCCACGAAGGACUCAUCACUGACCCCCACAGUCCAUCACGUUUCCGCGUCAUUGGUACCAUCUCCAACUCCAAAGAGUUCUCUGAGCACUUCCACUGUCCUCCCGGCUCCCCUAUGAACCCCCAGAAGAAGUGUGAAGUAUGGUGAAAAGAAAAGGACCAGGAAAUAGUGGAAACCAACUUUUGGUUUAUUGUUCCUUCAUCAAGAAUUGAAUUUCCCAGGCUUUCUGCUCAAAGGGCAGUUUCUUCUUUCAACGAACUGUCAAACUCUCAGCAGGAAUGGAUCCCUGAGCUCUAGGUAUCAUCUGCGAUUCUAUCUACUGUGAAAACCUUUCUUAAUCUCACUCACUUGUGAAAUGUCUUUUUUUUUUAAAACCUUGCAUAGGGUGUGUGUAUAUAUGCAUGUGUCUGUAUGCCUUGACCCAUAUUUACACAUACACAGUUAAGCCCCUGUCCUGUCACAGGCUUGAAGACUUUUUCUAAUUGAUAAAGGGAGACCCACUGAUGAAAGUGAUAACUGGUUUGACUGUGUAUCGAAAUAUGUCCAACAUACGCUAAUCUCUCCAGAGACACAUGUGCAUAUAUAUAUAUAUAUAUAUAUAUAUACAUAUAUAUAUAUGUGUGUGUGUGUGUAAAAUAUUUUAAAAUAUAUUUUUGGGAAAAUAUUUUUGAACAUUAUGAAAUACACUGGAAAAGUUCAGGGAAAAUGCAUUUAAAAGCCUUUUUUUCUUAAGCAAAAGGAUUAGUAUAUUUAUUACUUUUUUUAAAAAGUAGUGCAACUAGAUAUGAGAAUUUCAGCAGAGACCAUUCCACUGAAACACAGGAGACCGAAGGGUGUCACUGAGGCAACAAAUUAACUUUGCAGCCCUGGAGACCAGGAUUCUUAUUGAACCCCUGGGGUCGCUAACAAGAUUGAAGAACUGCCCUUCUAGUCCGUUGUGGACACUGGUCCAGUGCACAGUUGGAAGAGUCUGUUCAGAGCCAGGACGGCAAUAGCCAGCUGUAGCUAGCUGGAAUUGAGCAGCAGUGGAAGACGGUGAGGGUAAGUGCCAUGAAAGAGGUGCAUGCACUUAUCGUUGGGUGACAGGCCCUGAACAUAUCUCUAGAGCUUUAUUUGCAGGCAAAUUCUUGCAGGUCUUGGAAGCAAUAUUAAGCUCUGCUGAUGUACAAGGUCCAUUACAAAAAGUCUCUCAGAACAGGAAACCAAAGAGAGAUUCAUUCAUUCUAUAAACUUUCCAUCUGUCUUGAGUUGGUGACAAGGUGUUUCCUCUCUCUUCUCCUGCCCCCUGCAGCAAGCUAAGAGCAGCACGCUGUGACUUGGAUACACUGGGAUCCCAACCACCACCUAACUUGUCUCCAGGCAGCUGUACUUGGGUAUAGUAAAAGCUGCAUUGUAACUUUAAACCUUCUUGGGCCAUCUUUAACUUCUGGAUACAAAGGGAGAGGAAGGCAGCCGGCUGCACUAGAUUAUUAAAUUAUGAGCUCUCUCUUUGUCUUACUGCUUUAGAACAGCCCAAGCAUAGACCAACCUUCUGCAUGUCAUCAUUAUUACUGCUGAAACCCGCCUUGCACAGUGUAGCUUUGGUCAGGUACAGAUGUAAGUCUCCUUGGGUUUUGCUGUUUGGCUGGCAGGCUGGGGAAACGGCUCUGUUCAGACAGCUCACGGUCCUAUGACAGCUGAGGCCUCUCUCCUGUGUAAACAGCUGGCCAGUUAUUUAACAAUACUGCUAGCAUCCCCUCUGAGCAGCUCCAUAAGGGCAUAGUUGUAACCACAGGACCCCAUGGUCCCUGGGCUGGUGGAGAUCAUGUGGAAUGUGGUGGUUCCUUGGGCAUUCCUCUACCAUCCCAGCCACAAAAUCCCCCCUCUCCCCCCGCAUCCCUCGACUGCCUGGUGGACUGCCAGUCUUACCUCUUCUGUGCACAGUGGCAAUCCAUAGGAAAAAAGGGUGGGAAUCAGUAACCUCAGAGAGGGGUGGAUGUUGGCUAUGCACCACCCUGGGUAGUGCCCAAUGACAAAUCCAGCCUAGAGCCCUUCCAGGGCCUUACAAAUGUUCAGUUUCAGCUGUGAAAGCAGCCUCCUCCCUCUGGACUGGCACAACAGCCUGAGUAUAUGCACGUUUGCUCCAGCAUGGAGUUCAGCCCACAUUUCCGGGCUCAGAGUCUGCACAAAUCCCAAUCUUGAAUGGGAAAAAGGGAAUCCAAAAAGCAUUAAACCUCCAAGAGCUAUGGAAGGAAGGUGAUGGGGGAGCUCUUGGUGCCAUGGCCCCCAGGGAAAACAGUUUGUUCAAGUCUCUCUGACUUACUUCAUCUCGCUCCCUUUCUUCUUAUUUCCAUCCAGUCCCAUUCAUUGCCGCUUCCUUGGAUUCUUCCAAGUUGAAAUGCCUCCUUUCCCAUAAGCAAGACGUUGGAAAGUAGCCAUUGGUGUGAGCACUGUGGAGCUGGAGUCCUCAAUUGAUUCUGAUACUGAGAAGGCUGGGUCACAGGUUGGCCUACUUACUGUGUUGCAGGUAUUAGCCAGGCUCGCCAUAGUCAUUGCUACAUGCAAGAGAACCCCAGUGCCCUGCAAGCUGGGAAAGGUUAAGCACAUUGUAGGACUGUAGAGGCUGGAUGUCUCUCAGCUGUCUGGGAGAUGGAAGAGCUAGUCCCCACCCCCUUCUAAAUGGAGAUCUGGCAGGGGCUGGAAGAGUCAUUCUGGAUGGGCAGAGGCACAGAUCUGAUGGUCUUGCUGGGGCAAGUGGGGCAGGUUUUCUUUCAAGUAUGCCUAAUGAGCCUAGAAGCCUGUGGCCUGAUAGUUAGAGGAACCAAGAACCCACCGUACCCAUUUCGUUCAGCAUGAGGGGCAGGUGCUUCACAGUGCUGAAAAUAGGCCAUGAGCGACCAAGAGUAGGCUUAGCUAUGAAGAGCCUCGUCUGCUCCUAGGCAAUGCAUUUGUCCAGAUUUCAGAUCAUGAAUGCAGAGUAACUCCUGCUGUGUUCCUGUCUCUUCCCUAAAAGCCAUGGCCUCGUUUCAGGCCCACCCCAUGGGCUUCUGUUAAAUUCCUGUCUGGCAGUCUCCUAGCCACAGGAUUGCCACAACACUACCUGCUCUCUGCAUGUGAGCCUGUGGGCUUGGGCACCGUGGCCAGAUAAGUUGUCCAGCAUUGCAUGUGGCUCUUCUGCAUUGCUAGGGGAAUUUUUUUCCAUGUCUGCCCCUUUCUUUCCUCACAGCUUCCAGUGCAGAGCAGGGAGGAUUUUCCGAAGCAAACUACUCAAGGUGAGCCCACGGAGCGGGGCUCAGUGCUGGGAGAGCUCUGUGGCUCACUAGGUGGCUUGAGGCCUUUCACACAGCAGAUUUGUUAGGCAGAGUCCUAGCAUCUCACCCAGUGCCAGCCUUGGGAUGAUUUCUUCUGCUGUCUGUCAUGUAACCCUGUGUGCUCCUCCCAGGCAGUCUAGUCUCACAGUUAAACCAAUCUGGGAUGGGUUACUGGAGUAUAGGAACCCGAUGAUCGCUUCAAGAUGUGCUGUCAACUCAAAGAGCUGAAAGGGAACAGGGAGGUCAGGACUGUGAGCUUUCAGAGCACAGCCUCCAUUUGAGCAAAGGAAGCCAGUCCCUUCAGUCUGUGCUUCCAAGACAUCAAGGGAGCUGGCCUGGAAAGAGCCUAUAGAGACUGUGGGCUGCUCAAUAUUCUCUCCUAGAUUUUAACAGGAAACUGCUGACAGUAACGGGUUCCAGUCUGUUUUCCUCCAGCAAGGGGCACCAUCUUACUUUAGACAAAGGGAAGGACUUUUAGGGAUUUUUACUAUUUAUAUGUUAAAGGAGGGAUUUUUUUGUAACUGUUUUUUCAACAUUCAUUGUGGCGCUUAUUGUAAUUGAAAUAAAAUACUUGUUAUUGGGUU